AUGAUGUGUGACGUGAUCUAUCUGCGCCGCGAAGCAGGGAGAGUGAUGGCGGUGUCUCAACCAAAGCAAGAUAAAGAGAGCGAUGAUUGCUCUUUGCUGCCUUUAGUUCAUGAUAUAAUAAAAUGCAUGGACAAGGACAGCCAGGAUGUCCACCAAGAACUGGCCAAGCUGAAGACAAAGAUCCAGGAGGCUCGGGAGCAGAUAUCCAACAUGCCCGGGGUAGACAGCAGUCCGCUGGAGCAGCAGCAUCAGCUGGCUACGCUUCGGGAGCAGGUCCGCACCAAGAACCAGCUGCUGCAGAAAUACAAAAGUCUGUGCAUGUUUGACGUGCCAAAAGCAUCAUGAAACUGAAGUCUGGAUUACUGACUGGAGGAAGCUCACACACACUCGAGGUGCAUUAGGGACGUCACGUUUGUUUUCAUCCUCACCCACGGACCAGACGUGGGAUUCAAGAAUACGGAAAUUGACGAGGAUUUAUGUUUCCUCAGUUGCAUCGGAGUGAUGUUUUUGAACCUCCCAUAAUGUCCGGAUUUUGUCCUUUUUUGCGUUGCAAACUUGGUUAUGUAGACCUACUAUUUGUAUUGAAUGUAGCUUUUCAGUGUAUUGUGUUCUCAUCUUGUGAUAUAUUUCAAUAUUCCUAUUUUGUAAUAAAAUGAAAUGAUUAUGAGA
Molecule: messenger RNA, 669 nt
Organism: Sander lucioperca (pikeperch)
Lineage: Eukaryota; Metazoa; Chordata; Actinopteri; Perciformes; Percidae
Gene: med9
Product: mediator complex subunit 9
Exons: 2
Coding region: 1-345 (114 amino acids)
Biological process (GO): regulation of transcription by RNA polymerase II
Cellular component (GO): mediator complex
Molecular function (GO): transcription coregulator activity
Source: RefSeq, a predicted model, not a curated record